This is a messenger RNA of Symbiodinium pilosum, 1434 nucleotides long. The record is from the annotation of a GenBank genome assembly. NCBI's taxonomy places the organism in Eukaryota, Dinophyceae, Suessiales, Symbiodiniaceae.
AUGGACAGCUUGAGCUUUGCGGUCUCUGUGCGGCCACCGCAGCCUCUACGACCUCCGGCUCCGCACCUGGGCAGCCACGCCAUGGGCAUCGCCUCCACAGCGCAGCGCGCCGUCUCGAAUGCUGCGGCCGCUGGCUGCCACGGCGUUGCUACCCGUUUCCGUGAUGCUCAGCCGCCGGUCUGCGAUGCAGACUUUGUGGGAGCUGGCGCAAACAGCACUCGUUUCAUCGAGUUGAACUCAGCGAGACCCCUCCAGCUACGCAAUACUUCCCGCCGUGCGGCUGAUGAGCCAGACGAGGGGGGCGAGAUGGAGUCAAGCGAUAUGAGCUUCCUGCAAAGUCUCAUUCAGAAGCAGCGGGAGGCGACCGAGCUCGUAUAUGCACUGAAGACUGGCACCCAGAAGUUUUCGAUGAUGUUCCUGAAGGCCAUCGGUCUCCCGGGCUAUAGAGAUGCUCUGGAAGCUGGAGUUGACCUGGUGGAUGUGCUUGCAAACAGCAGCGCGCUGAAGCUCCUGGGCGAUUUGGUUGGUGGCUUAGGCUUCAGCUCCUCGAAAGGGGCAGCCUCGCUUCUCUGUUCGGGUGGAUUGGGCUACAUUGUCCACAGAAGUGUGGUUCAGCACUACUCGGUCCUCAGUCCUCUGCAGCAGACUAUGAAGAGGCUCAGUGUGGGCGAAAUUGAGACGCUCACUAUACAUAGCCUUGGUCAAGGACGGAUGCAUUUUCCUUUCUGGGUCUAUGAUGCUGUCGUUGAGGCCUACCAGAAAGGGCUGUGUUCGCGAAUCGGCGUCAGUCAUCCAAACGCUGACGUCAAGUCAGUGCAGCAGGCCCGCCAGGACGGGCCAGGUGCUCGCGAGCCCAAGUGCAGCACAACAGUUAUUGCUCCAUACAUGAAAUAUGUGAAGGCUGUACAGCUGGUCAAAGAUUGUCGCGCUGAGGGUCUCCAGGUUUUCGCGACGGAGGUUCUCGGUCCAGAUGAGCUUGCGUCUGGCCGAUACACCGCUGCCAAUCCCACAGGCGGUUUCUUCAGUGUCUUGCUUUCCUUUCAAGUUCAAGUGCGGCGCCACAGGUUGCGGCCACUUCACGAUGCUUUGGAGGAGGUGGCACGAGGGCUAAGGUCACGCUGUGAGAAGCCGAACAUUGACACCACGCAGGUUGCUUUGCAGUGGGUCGUCAGCAAGGGGGCAAGCCCACUCUGCGAUGUCACGACCUCCACCAAUGCCAAAGCAGUUGCUGGAUGCACAGGUUCAGAAGGCGGAUGGAAGCUGACACCAGAGGAAGAAGCGCGGCUGGAUGAAGCAGCUGACGAAGUCGCGAAAACGCGCCGGAGGUACAUGCGAACGAAGUCCAAUUUUUGUAGGACAGUCUGCUGGCAGCGACAGGUGGUGAGAGCUUCGAGCCGCAUGCGACUCCAGAAAGAGUUUCCAUUCAAAAUGUGA